AUGGAGACAGUAGAAGAGAACCGCGUGAUGAACCACAUACGGCGAACCUCCAAUCCAACCGACCAAUCAGGAACAAGCGGGUCAAGGAGACCCUCCCAAAGAAAAAGGUCAUCUGUGACGUCAUUGCGCAGCCAAUGGAAGUUAAAGUACCAAGAUUUCCUUGCCAACGUCACUCACGUCACCUCAUCGGCUGGGGUUGGUGGGGCUGGAAGUGCCCAUCGUCAGAGUAGCACUGGAAGCAAAAGUAAUAAAAAUAAUAAUAAUUGCGGGGGCGUUGGUGGAGUUUGCCUGAAAAAAGAUGCCACAGGAAGCAAGUCCGAACACUUUCACACAGCACCGACCUAUGCUCUCAAGUGCAAACCAACCGUGCCAUCAUGGUAA
This is a messenger RNA of Helobdella robusta, 381 nucleotides long. RefSeq lists its product as hypothetical. Bases 1 to 381 code for a protein of 126 amino acids. NCBI's taxonomy places the organism in Eukaryota, Metazoa, Annelida, Clitellata, Rhynchobdellida, Glossiphoniidae. The transcript has 2 exons. The record is from RefSeq and is a predicted model, not a curated record.